AACAGUAUGAAUCUGUUACAGCUUGGAUGUUCUGUACACGACACACACAAAAUAAACCUCAAUUCAAGUUGGCGGUACGAGACAACAAUUAUGCUAGUACUUUACAGCCCACAAAAUUAUUAAUAUUAAUAUUUCCACCUCUUCUCUUUGUUUUCUCUCUCACACACAAACACUUUCUCUCUCCAACAAUGUUUUUAGCUGUGUAGUAUCUUGUUGAGUUGAAUUGAUGAAUGAAAAGAAUAAAAAAGGGUGAAUUGUUUUGAAGGGUUUGUUUUUUCAUGUACAUAUAUAGAUAAAUAUUAAUGGUGAUGAUUUCAUAAUUGAGUUGUUUGGUAGUAAUAAACCUGCUGAUAGUGUCUUGUGUCUGUCGGCGCAAGGUCACUUUCUGUCGGCAUUGUCUCUUUCCACUAACUAUCCAACCAUCAAACACAAACUCUCUUAACAAUUUCUCAUUUCAGCUACAUACAAUUGCUUCUGGUUUAGAUUCUGUUGUUGAGGUCCAGUGAGUUUCUUGGUUCAUUUGUGGGAAGAAGGGGGAGAUUUUUGUGAUCACCAUUGGAAGGUUUCUGCAAAGUGUUGUUGGUAAAUGUAUCACAGGCUUUCUCAGAUCCUGCUUCAUUGUUUUCAUUUCACAAAAAGUUUCAUGUAUAAGAAUAGUUGGUGUAAAUUUGUAGAACAAAAGUGAAGUGAUUUUCCAUACUAGAUGUCAAGUUCUCUUGCAGCAAUAAUAGGAGGAGCUGCAGGAGCCGCGGCAUUGGUAGGGAUAUCUAUAAUACUUUUAUGGUUUUGUUUGUUUCGUCAAACGAGCGUUUCUAGAACUUCAGAGACAGGAUCCUCUGAUCCUUCACAGGUGGGAAGACAUGGUGGAAUUGAGUUGCAAAUGCGAGAUACUAGGCGUUUUGCGAUGGAUGAACUCUCUCACGCGACAAAGAAUUUCACUGACAAAAAUUUGAUUGGAGAAGGGAAAUUCGGUGAGGUUUACAAAGGCUUACUUCAAGAUGGGAUGCUUGUAGCUAUCAAGAAGCGCCGCGGUGUCACUAGUCAGGAAUUCGUUGAUGAGGUACGCUAUCUUUCAUCUAUUCAACAUCGGAAUCUAGUUACUCUUAUUGGAUAUUGCCAAGAAAACAAUCUACAGUUUCUUAUAUACGAAUACGUGCCUAAUGGAAGCGUCUCCAGUCACUUGUAUGGCGCUAGUCAACAACCACGAGAGAGGCUAGAAUUCAAGCAUAGACUCUCAAUAGCUCAAGGUGCAGCUAAAGGUUUGGCUCAUCUUCAUUCUUUGAGUCCGCGUUUGGUGCAUAAGAAUUUCAAAACAUCUAAUGUUCUUGUCGAUGAAAACUUCAUUUCUAAGGUCGCGGAUGCAGGGCUUCGUAAUUUUCUAGGGAGAGUUGAAAUUGUAGGCUCGUCUUCUCAAGUGGCGUCAGAUGAAAUAUUUCUUGCACCUGAGGUGAGAGAGUUCCGACAAUUUUCUGAGAAGAGCGAUGUGUAUAGCUUUGGUGUAUUUUUGUUGGAAUUGUUGAGUGGGAAGGAAGCAACAGAAUCACCCUCUAUAAACACAAGUCAAAAUCUGGUCGAAUCGGUGCUAAGUAAUCAAGACAGUAGCACGAUGUCUGCGAUCAUUGAUCAAAGAAUGGAAAGUAGAUUUACAGCUGAAGGAAUGGAAAGCUACAUUCUACUGUUAAUAAAAUGUUUGGAUCCUUCAAGUGAAAGAAGACCUUCCAUGAGCUACGUCGAAAUGGAACUCGACCGAAUCCUCGAAAAAGAGAUGAACUUAACAACAAUGAUGGGUGAAGGAACACCAACAGUAACUCUUGGAAGUCAAUUAUUCAAAUCAACUAAAUAAAUAAAAAAAUAAAAAAUUAUUGUCAUAAAUUAUUAUUAUUACCUAUAUUAUAUUUGUGAAUUACAUAGGGUUAGCUAGCUGCUUCACAAGUGUAUAAAAAGCAGUUGUAUCUAUCCCUUGUUUUAUUUUUCCUGGGCCAUUGAGCAGUUGUAUUCUUUUAUUUUCCACUCAUGAUUUUUUUUGUGGGUUCAUAAAUGUAUGAGAUUGAAAUCUCUUGUAAGAAAUUAUUUGUUAAUAUGACAGUGAAGAUUGGUUGGUGUGGUAGUAAACAAUUUAUCAGUUUUUUUUU
Molecule: messenger RNA, 2132 nt
Organism: Vicia villosa (hairy vetch)
Lineage: Eukaryota; Viridiplantae; Streptophyta; Magnoliopsida; Fabales; Fabaceae
Product: probable receptor-like protein kinase At1g30570
Exons: 8
Coding region: 704-1843 (379 amino acids)
Biological process (GO): protein phosphorylation
Molecular function (GO): ATP binding; protein kinase activity
Source: RefSeq, a predicted model, not a curated record